AUGCUGUCGCGCAAACCAACAAGUAUUCUCUUUGUCGUCCUACUCCUCGUCAUCGCCGCCUCCGUUCUAGACCUCCAACUAGGAACCGAUUCUCUCGACUCAGCCGCUCUAUACCACCGGCGCCCCAAGCAUGAAUAUGAACCCGACUACUGGACAUGGGAAACAACCACGCGCUUCAAACAGCCCGAUACACGCUCCAAAUUCACCAUCAGCGACGACGCCAUCUGCGACUCCUUCCCUACCCACCUCCUCUCGCGCGUCCAGGUUGUCUUGAAAAUCGGCUCCUCCGAAGCCAAAGACCGCCUCGAGACACAGCUAGCCACCGUGACCCGCUGCAUCUCUAACCUUCUCAUCGUUUCGGACCGCGAGUCCGAGCUGAAUGGUCACCACGUAUACGACAUUCUCGGAACCCUACCAGCGUCGUUCCGCAACAACACCCCAGAUUUCGACGCCUACGAUGCCAUCCAGCAAGGAAAGACGGUCGACUCGGCGGAAGGGUGGCGACUCGAUCGCUUCAAAUUCCUACCCAUGGUGGAGAGCGCAUACGGAAUGAACCCGACGGCCCAGUGGUUUGUUUUCCUCGAAUCAGACACCUACUAUGUCUGGGAUAACCUGUUCCGUCUCUUGGAUCAAUUCAACCCAUCGGUACCGCUAUAUUUCGGAUCUCCAACGCCAGGACGAUGGGCAGGGGACCAGAGAACCUUUUUCGCAUACGGAGGAGCGGGAUUCGUGCUCUCCGCUGGGGCGGUGGAGCGAUUAGUCUCGCGGGGGACUGGCUCGCGAGGAGAAUAUAUCGAGCCGUCGUUGAGUGUGCGAUACGAGGAGGUGGUCAAGGGCGACUGUUGCGGGGACUCGGUACUCGGAUGGGCGCUGUACGACCACGGCGUGAAACUAUCCGGGAUGUGGCCGAUGUUUAACCCUCAUCCGCUACAUGGGAUCCCGUUCGAAAAUGCCUACUGGUGCCAGCCAGUAAUCAGCAUGCAUAAAACGUUUCUGCACGACAUGGAAGAUUUGGUCAAAUGGGAGAACCGACGGGAUCGAUUGACACCCCUCCUCUACACCGACCUCUUCGCGCAUCUCAAACUCGGCGUCCUCGAACAAAAAUCCGAAUGGGACAACGGCGACUGGGGCGGCUUCCAAGAACCUCCCGAAUCUUCCGCGCAUCGGUCAUUCGACGACUGUCGAGAAGCAUGCCACGAACACGCCGAAUGUCUCUCCUACACCUAUGAUUUCGCGGGACAUUGCGUAUUCGUCCGAACGAUGCGCCUUGGCUCCAGGAAGCCUCAUACCCCGGAAGUAAAACUAUCAGCUGGCUGGGACGUGCAGAAGAUCAAGAAUUGGCGGGCCAACCAUCAAUGCGAGAAACCGCUGUGGAUGAAACCGAGCACCACGCGGAUAUUCUAG
This is a messenger RNA of Aspergillus melleus, 1404 nucleotides long. RefSeq lists its product as uncharacterized. NCBI's taxonomy places the organism in Eukaryota, Fungi, Ascomycota, Eurotiomycetes, Eurotiales, Aspergillaceae. Gene Ontology annotation, molecular function: glycosyltransferase activity. The coding region runs from base 1 to 1404 and encodes 467 amino acids. The record is from RefSeq and is a predicted model, not a curated record. Gene Ontology annotation, cellular component: membrane. The transcript has 2 exons.